Molecule: messenger RNA, 456 nt
Organism: Ochotona curzoniae (black-lipped pika)
Lineage: Eukaryota; Metazoa; Chordata; Mammalia; Lagomorpha; Ochotonidae
Gene: LY6L
Product: lymphocyte antigen 6 family member L
Exons: 3
Coding region: 1-456 (151 amino acids)
Cellular component (GO): plasma membrane
Source: RefSeq, a predicted model, not a curated record
AUGGAGGGACUCAUUCUGGUCCUGUGGACGUCCCUGCUGCUGGCUGAGGAUACAGGUUGUUUGGAGGUGCCAGCCCAGAACCUGAGCUGUUUCCAGUGCUUCAAGGUGUCCAGCCCCCGCCACUGCCUGCCCACGAACUGCACUGCCACUGACCACGUGUGUGUGUCCCACAAGGUGCUCAUCCUGGCGGGGCAGAGGACGAUGGUGUCCAUCAGCAAGCGCUGUGCACGCCACUGCCCCAGUACCAACCACGUAUUCCAGUGGUCGCCAAGCCCUGAGACCGACGUCAGGAUCUUCAGGCACUGCUGCUCCGGGUACCUCUGCAACCAGGCCCCGCGCACGGGGCGGGGGCAGCCUCUGCUGCACGCCGGCCUCAUCCUCCUCCUGCUGGCUCUGCUGGCCCUGCCUGGCCUCCUGCCUCCAGUUGCUUGGCCGGCCCUGACCCUCUUGCCUUGA